CUAGCUGCUAGGCUAACUGGUUCAGUUGGUAAUCUGUCAGCCUGGAGCUGUGAGCUCGUGCACCGCUGGGCUAGACACUCUUCCGGAUUACUCUCCUUUGAUGGGUAACGUCAGAUCUCUUUUCUUUUGUCCGCGAACAGACGGGCUCCCAAGGUCGAACCGGAAGAAGACCCUCUGAUGUGAUUUCAACUUGGCAAUUGUGAUCGAGGACAGACAUACUGCCCAUGCUGCCCCAGUAGAUAUGCUGUCACUAUGCUACUGAGAGAAGAAUGACAUUUGUUUAAUUUAAAUUCCUGGAGCUGCCUCGAGCAGUUGAGCUUUGAUUAUAAAAAAGAAAAGAAAAAAAGGCUGCUGCUCUCAGCCAAAUUGGUCUAUAGCUCGGCCCAUUUCUUUGCACUGCCGCAGCCCAGAGGGCAAACUGUUAUGGCACCGGAGGCCAACUGACCAAAAGGGGACGCUGGCUUUGGGAGUGGGGACAGUGACACACAUCAUGCUACAUGGACACUAGACUCCCUGUUUGAGCCCCCUCUGUGUGGAGUUUUUUUUUCUUCUUUUCCUGCAGUCUCAUUGCUUUGGAUGGUUGAGCACAAGGGCUACUUUGAAGGAGCCCACCGGUGGCUGUGGUUUGGCCAAAGCUGACAGACUGCUUGCCAGCUAUUGCUGAUUUAGUACUCUUGUCCACUGCUGUAGCCCAUUUCGUUGUGGUCUCCAGUAUGGUGAGUGGAGGCUGGAGGUGCCGCAGCAGUGAAACUCAACCAUUAACACUGGCGUAGCCGGUUACCUUCCAUAUUUGUUCUUGCACUUUGAAGGAUUCCAUUCCAGGACUUUUUCCCACUCUGUCCUGGAAAGAAACAGUCAAGGUCAUUUUUUUUACAUUUAAACUCUGGAAAGGAGACAGCUACAGAAGAGGAUGAAGUUGAGAAAACAGGUGACAGUGUGUGGAGGGGCCAUAUUCUGUGUGGCUGUAUUCUCGCUGUAUCUGAUGUUGGAUCGAGUCCAACAUGACCCUGCAAGGAGACAGAAUGGCGGUAACUUUCCACGGAGCCAAAUCUCAGUUCUGCAAAACCGAAUAGAGCAGUUGGAGCAGCUCCUGGAGGAAAACCACCAAAUCAUCAGCCACAUAAAGGACUCUGUGAUGGAACUCACAGACACAGGAGCUGUGUCUCCCAGCGGCCACCUGCCAUUUAGAAGUGCCAAUGGUUCCUGGGUCCUACCCUUCGAUGGCCGUCCCACUUUCCUCGCGGUCAAGCCCCAGGAUUGCCAACCCGCUUUAGGUAGCCAUGGCCAAGCAGAUGUUCAGAUGCUGGAUGUGUACUCCAUCCUCAAGUUUGACAACCCUGAUGGUGGUGUAUGGAAACAGGGCUUUGACAUUACGUAUGAACCUGAUGAGUGGGACAGUGAACAGCUGCAAGUGUUUGUUGUCCCCCACUCGCACAAUGAUCCAGGUUGGAUCAAGACUUUUGACAAGUACUUCACAGACCAGACGCAACAUAUUUUAAACAACAUGGUGGUGAAGCUGGCUGAGGAUCCUCGCAGGAAGUUCAUCUGGUCUGAGAUUUCAUUCUUCUCCAAGUGGUGGGAGACCGCAGACGUACACAAGCAGGAGGCUAUGCGCAAACUGAUCCUUGGAGGGCAGCUAGAGAUUGUCACAGGAGGCUGGGUUAUGACGGAUGAAGCCAACGUUCACUACUUUGCCAUGAUAGACCAGCUCAUUGAAGGGCAUCAGUGGAUGGAGAGAAAUCUCGGUAUUACUCCGCGCAGCGGGUGGGCGGUAGACCCUUUUGGUCACAGUGCGACCAUGUCCUAUCUGCUGAAGAGGGCCAACCUGACCAGCAUGCUCAUCCAGAGGGUCCACUACUCCAUCAAAAAACACUUUGCCUCCACGCGCAGCCUGGAGUUUAUGUGGAGGCAGGCCUGGGACACUGGAUCAAACACGGAUAUCUUUUGCCACAUGAUGCCGUUCUACAGCUAUGACGUGCCUCACACCUGCGGGCCCGACCCGAAGGUCUGCUGCCAGUUUGAUUUCAAGAGGUUACCCGGUGGUCGGAUAAACUGUCCCUGGAAGGUGCCACCAAAAACUGUGGUGGAUGCCAAUAUAGCGGAGAGGGCAAACCUGCUCCUGGAUCAGUACCGUAAGAAGUCCAAACUGUACCGCAGCAAAGUGCUUCUGGUCCCUCUGGGAGAUGACUUCCGCUACGACAAGGCGCUGGAGUGGGAUCAGCAGUUCAUGAACUACCAGAAGCUCUUCGACUACAUGAAUUCUCACCCAGAGAUGCACGUACAAGCUCAGUUUGGGACUCUCACAGAAUACUUCAACGCUGUCUACAAAGCACGUGGAGUGGCCCAGGGUUCCAGACCUGCAGACUACCCAGUGAUUAGUGGAGAUUUCUUUGCCUAUGCAGACCGGGAAGACCACUACUGGACUGGCUAUUUCACCUCUCGGCCCUUUUACAAGAGCCUGGACCGUGUGAUAGAGUCACAUCUCAGGGGGGCAGAAAUUCUCUACAGCUUGGCGGUUGCGAACGCUCGGCAUGUGGGCAUGGAUGGGCGCUACCCGGUCUCAGAUUAUGCCCUGCUAGUCGAUGCACGGCAGUCUGUAGGCCUCUUCCAACAUCACGAUGCAAUCACUGGCACUGCGAAGGAGAAUGUUGUCACGGACUACGGCACCAGAUUACUGCGUUCACUCAUUGGUCUGAAGAGAGUAAUCAUCAAUGCUGCUCAUUUCCUGGUGAUGAAAAACAAGGAGUUUUAUCGGUUUUACCAGACGGAGCCCUUUCUGGAGACAGAUGACAGGCGUGCAACUCAAGACUCUCUGCCUCAGAGCACUUUAAUCGAGCUAGAUCCAGCAGGACCAAGGUACCUGGUUCUGUUCAACCCCAUCGAGCAUGAGCGCCUGUGUGUGGUGACGGUGUUGGUCAACACGGUCAGGGUGCGGGUUCUCACAGAGGACGGACAGACCCUCCCUGUGCAGCUCAGUGCUCAGUGGAGCUCUGCUAGUCAAAUGAGUGCAGAGGUAUUUGAGGCAACAUUCAUGGUCCGUCUUCCACCGCUCGGCCUGGCCGUGUUCCACCUUUACGACUCCCCCGACUCGCCCAUGACGCUCCGCUCUGACACCCUGCUCAGGCAGUCUGGUCGGGGCGUCACUUCUCGAGCCGCGGACCCUCUUCCUGUCCGCUCUCAGCCGUCCGACCCUCAGACCUUCUACAUUAGCAGCCAGUCUCUCACUCUGGGCUUCUCUGGAGACACUGGCCUUCUCGAGAGUAUCAAGCGAAAGGAUGAUCCUCAGGAAGUAAAGGUUCAGAUGCAGUUCAUCGUGUACGGCACCCGUCCCUCUAAAGACAAAAGUGGCGCUUACCUCUUCCUGCCUGAUGGGAAAGCAAAGCCCUACAACCAGAAAGAGCCACCUGUGGUGCGCGUCGUGGAGGGUCCCCUCUUCUCGGAGGUGGUGGCACACUACCAGCAUUUCCAGCAGACCAUUCGCAUACACAAUGUGCCAGGGGUAGAUGGGUUGUCAAUAGACUUCACCACCAUGGUGGACAUCAGAGAUCAGACCAAUAAGGAGCUGGCAAUGCGACUGGACACUGACAUCCAGAGUGGCGACGUCUUUUACACAGAUCUCAAUGGCUUCCAGAUGCAGCCUCGCCGCCACUUCCUAAAGCUUCCCCUGCAGGCCAACUUUUAUCCCAUGCCCAGCCAGGCGUACAUCCAGGACAGUCAUCACCGCCUCACACUGCACACAGCGCAGUCCCUGGGUGUCACCAGCCUGGAGAGUGGCCAGCUUGAAGUGAUUAUGGACCGACGGCUGAUGCAGGAUGAUAAUCGUGGGCUAGGUCAGGGCUUGAAGGACAACAAAAAGACAACCAACCGCUUCCGACUGCUGCUGGAGAGGAGAUCCAUGGGCAACAAGAUGAUGGACAGUGCAACAACCAGCUUCCCGUCUAUACUCAGUCACAUGACCAACUACUUCCUGAACCACAAGGUCUUGGCGCUGCCCGUCCUGCCAAAGAGACGCGGCAUCCCUCCCUUGCAAACCUUCGCCCCUCUCAAGUCCAACCUCCCCUGCGACUUCCACCUGCUGAACCUGCGCAGCAUCCAGAGCCAGCAGGACCCCCACUCGCCGUCUCCUUACACCGCCUUGAUUCUACACCGUCUGGCGCUGGACUGUGACCUGGACGCUCCAAACCUCGGCUUCAACUGCACCACCACACAAGGACAGCUGAGCGUAUCAGGACUGUUCAAGAACCUGGACCUGCAGCUGCUCCAGCCCAUGUCCCUGACGCUGAUGCACGCCAGCACACCGCUGGCCAACGAGUCCACCAUCAGCCUGGAUCCCAUGGAGAUCUCCGCCUUCAAGCUCAAACUGCGCUAAACUGCCACCGGGACUAAAAGAGGCAACGAAAACCCACCAGACUCCUUGGACCAAGAACCAGGCCCACGCCGGCCACAGACUGGCAACAAAGGGGGUCUGGGGUCCCUCUGUUUUGUCAAGCGGAAUCAUAAACACCACAGCUCGGAGAAAAAGGUUCCACUGUAACAGGACUGACUGCACAGCAGGGGGCAGGCGAUAGCCGUUACUGUGGACGUCCCGGUGAACUCGCAGCUGUUCUAUAACAAAGACUGCCAGAAUAUCAUCAGAUACAACCGGGUGUCUCUGUCUGUCUGUCUGUCUGUCUGUCUGUCUGUCUGUCUGUCCAUCGAAAAAAUGAAAUCUCGUUUAGUUCUGCUUUGUAAGAACUCGUGUUUUUUUUCUAUCUUUGCUCCAUCCUGGACUGAACCUCUGAAUGUAAAUAUCCCAAAAGAUGGGACUGGGGAGGGAGGCAGGGAGGCUGGGCCUUGAGCCACAUCAGAGUGCAAUUUACAAAGCUUUAUUUGGUGCAAAUAAGAAGACACAUCACAGUGAUUUUGUUUUUUAUACUAGUCAGUUGAUCUCUUUUUUUUUUUUUUUGACAAACUCGAAUGCCGCAAAGAGAAUGUGUGGUCUCUUCUCAGCUCGUGAGGAGACCCAUGCUGCAGCUUUUGAAGCUCUUUAUCGUAUGUCUGAGUCCAAGAGUUUCACAUCGGUCACUAUUAAUCAUAUCAGAUGACUUUUACCUUCUGUUCUCUGCAUUUGCUUGUAGAUAGUUGGCAGACUCUUUCCUUCACCCUCAGUCUGUCUAUCAUUCCUGUGCUUGUAUGGGAGGGUGGUUUGUGUACCAUACUGUAUGCAGUAGAGGACUAUACAAAGACUUUACCUCAUAACCACAAGGCAGAUAUAUCCAUGUGUCUGUCGAGUAUGUUGAUGUGAAUAUUUGAGGAUUUAUGUUUUUUUUUUUUAGGGGUGUGUUGAGGUUACAGUACACACCAUCAGGGACCAUUCUUAGUACUGUCGUAUGUCUGUUGAGCCGUUAGUCAUUAUCAUUGCAGCACAAAAGGAGCUUCCCAUUGGAGAUGAAGUAAAAUUAAAGGGUUAGUUCACCCAAAUAAAAAAAUCUGGCCGUGCAGAUGAGUUGGGAUUUAAGGUAUCUGUCCAGAGCUGCCACUAAUGAUUGUUUUCAUUAAGUCAAGUCUACAAAAUGGCAAAAACAAAAGUGAUAAAUGCACAAGUUUGUCUUUUUUAAUUACUUGUUUUGUACCAACAACAAUCCAAAACCCAGAGAUAUUAAAGAUUUUCAACCAUUUGACUAAAAGGUAGCACUCAUCAUUUGAGAAGCUGAAAUCGUAGAGUGAUUGCCUUUUGCUGGAUGCACGUAUUGCCAGUAUAAAACAGGACCAGUAUGUUGAAUUAUUGUAUACUAUAAACAUGGGCACGUAGUAACUAUGUGGACUGGGACAGUGUGAAAACUGUUGCUAGGGCUGUGCUUCUGGAAGGAGAUGUUGCUGUUUGUUUAUUUUCUUCUUAGAGUUUACAAUUGUUGUGAACAAUGAGUAAAAUAGUAUUCACCUCAAUUGGUAGUAGAAAUCUCAGAGCGAUUUCUCAAAACCACAACACAAACUAUCUGUAGGACACGAUACCACUAAGUGAUCACUAAAACUUGACUGACUUUAGAUAUUUUUGUAAUUUGGGUGAACUUACCCCUUUUUAGAAAUGAGUCAUCAAAUCAUACGCGGGGAUCCUCAACACACAAGAAAUGCUUUCAAAAGAGCCGCAGAUUGUCUUUAUCAUUUCAGCGCCACAGUGCUUCUUAAUCUGAGGCCGUCUUGAGGCACGCAGACUUUUUCUGGUGCACACCUGCAGCGACCGUGGAGGAUGCUGUCAUCCGUGUCCAAAGCCGAGGCGGGACAUCUGUGGACCACUUUGUACUGAGCCAACAUCUCACUGUGUCCCAUCACUUUAACUGGUCGUCUUCAUCCUCCCAAUAGUUCUGCUGCUUCAUUGCUCUCCCCCUCUGCCUUGAUAUCUGCUACAUUCGGCUUUCUCUCACUCUUCCGGCUGCUUUUAAGACCAGAUUUCACUGCAUCUGAAGUUGCACUUUCUCCUGUUGUCUAACGCCGUCAUAAGCUUCUCUCCUGUUUCAUUGUGAGUCAGAGUCUCUGUAUAAUGUCUUUUGUUCUGGUGUAGCGCUCUUUUUGUUUGGAUUACUCAUGAUGCAUUAAAGCUGCAGUAGAACAGGAGAAGGGGAUUCA
Molecule: messenger RNA, 6603 nt
Organism: Cyclopterus lumpus (lumpfish)
Lineage: Eukaryota; Metazoa; Chordata; Actinopteri; Perciformes; Cyclopteridae
Gene: man2a2
Product: mannosidase, alpha, class 2A, member 2
Exons: 23
Coding region: 911-4369 (1152 amino acids)
Biological process (GO): mannose metabolic process; protein deglycosylation; N-glycan processing
Cellular component (GO): Golgi membrane
Molecular function (GO): carbohydrate binding; alpha-mannosidase activity
Source: RefSeq, a predicted model, not a curated record